AUUCUUUUGUCAAAAUGGACUUGUGGGAGGAUGUGAAUGGAAUCAAAUUUGCAUUGACCCAUAAAAAUCUUCCAUGGCACUGCAACAAUAUAAAUAUGUCCUCCUUUACAAUUCCCAUAUAUACAAAAAUAAAAACCACGUUUAACUUCAAGGCUUCAUUCAAUAGCCAUAGUCAAAAGUUGUGUUUUUUUGAAAGAAAGAGAAUUAAGCAAUGGAAGGAUUGAUACCAUAUCUUAUUCAUGCAAUCAAGAAGCAGAAGCCUCAUCACCACAGCUUCACGAGGAGCUUCUCCCAUUCUGAGAGCACAAACCGUAGCUACCACUUGCUAUUGGAAUCUGGCUCCAUCACAGGAUCUUCUCACAGAAGAACAAGGUCUGAUUUUCAGCAACCCACAACUGAAUUCUUAGAGCACAGAUUUGGUGUUGAUGGAGUUUUGGUUAGCCCCAAAGGCAUCACUGCGACAGCUUCUACCACUUCCCAUGUUACUACUGUUUCUCAUGAUGCUACCCAACGACCCUCAAAGAAUAUCAACAGCAUUCGCAAUUACAAAUGAUAUAACAUCAUUGGGGAUAAGAGGAUGUUCAAAUUUCCUUGUUUUUUAAGAAACAAUAUUUGGAACUUUUAGAUUUUUUAUGUCUCUUCUCAGGUUUCAUUCAUUUGUUUAAGAUGAUGGGCAAAUCUCAUCUGCCAUUGUUGUGUAUAGUGUAUACUUUUGAUCUUGUAAUUUGUAAGCUUAUCUCUAGGGAAUUAACUGUAAUGAAUACAAACUUUUUAUUUAUGUGCUACAAUGAAGAUUAAGUUUAAAGAUUUGAAGUGAAACAAUUCUCUUUUCUUUUAA
Messenger RNA from Cicer arietinum (chickpea), 838 nucleotides. RefSeq lists its product as uncharacterized. The record is from RefSeq and is a predicted model, not a curated record. Lineage: Eukaryota; Viridiplantae; Streptophyta; Magnoliopsida; Fabales; Fabaceae.